This is a messenger RNA of Solanum lycopersicum (tomato), 1621 nucleotides long. RefSeq lists its product as uncharacterized. NCBI's taxonomy places the organism in Eukaryota, Viridiplantae, Streptophyta, Magnoliopsida, Solanales, Solanaceae. The record is from RefSeq and is a predicted model, not a curated record.
GAAAUAAAGCAUAAGUUGAAAUCAUGUCACUCCUCCCAAAAAUCUUUUUUCAUCAUCUUUCACUUUUUCUAUACUUAGUCCCUAAGACUUCUCUUCUUCAUCUUCUAAUCUUCUUUUCACAUUUUACAACAUUCAACUUCCUUACUUCUUCUUUCAAUGGAUCAAGAUUCAGCUCCUUACAUCUCCAAAAAACAAAAAACAAACCAUGCAAACUACCCUUGUAAGUUUUACAAUAUUUUUCCAUUUAAAACUAUGCUACUUAUCAUAUUCCUAGUUGCACUUCCACUUUUUCCUUUACAACCUCCUGAAAUCAUCACCCAAACAGGAUAUUGGGAACUUGUUCAGCUUAUUUUAGUUGGUAUAGCUGUUUCUUAUGGUUUAUUCAGUAGAAAAACCGACAAUGAUAACGAUGAUGAUGUUGAUGAUACAGAAAAUGAAUAUUUAUUUAGUUCAAAGAUUGAUAAUGUUCAAUCUAGAUUACUUGAGGUUUCAUCUUUUUUUGAAAACCAUCAAGUGUCUGAUGAAAACAUAGUGAAUAAUUAUCAGUAUUGUAGUGGUAAGCCAGUGGUUGUUGUUGCUAAGGAAAACGAUGCUAUUAUUAGUACAAGUUUUGUUGAAAAGCCUUUGCUUUUGCCAAUUAGAAGUUUAAAAUCCCCUGUUCUUGACCCUAUCACAACUACUAAUUCACCAAAAUCUAUGGUUUCAUCUCCAAGAAAAAUUGAUCAAUUUGAUCACAAACAGAGUUUUAACAAAUCCUCUGUUUCACCUCCACCUCCACCACCUCCUCUGCCGUCGCCAUCAUCGAUUGUUAAAAAAUCUACUCUGUUGAGAUCAAGCUCUAUAGUAAUGGAUGAUCAUAAAGGUUCUUUUGGUAAGGAAUUGAGGAGAAGUACUAGGAGUGUUCCAUUUGAAUUGAGCUCGUAUAAAGGGAAGUCUGUUCGAACAAUUAGGCCGUUCAUAGGGGCUGCAAGAGCCAGAUUAUAUGCUAAAGAUUUCGUAAAUGGGAUUACAGAGGAUGAAAGAAACAAAGAAGUUGAUACACAGAUGCAAGUGUUAGAGCCAGCAUUGAUGGAGUUCUCAGAGGAUGAGAAGAAAACAUCGAAAAGUGAUGAAGAUUCAGACGAUUGUAUUGAAGAAAGCUCGGAAAAUGUAGACGAAGAAAGGAAAUGUGGUGUUGAUGGUAGUCCAGAUAAUGUAGACAAGAAGGCUGAUGAGUUUAUAGCUAAAUUUAGAGAGCAAAUUAGGCUUCAGAGAAUUAAGUCCAUUCGUACAUCGGCUACACAGCCUGCUAAAAUGUUAAUCCAGUAAAAGUAUUACUAACUAUGAAUGGUUCACUUCACAUCGCGUUUUUAAUAUGGGCUAAGGCACUCAUCGCAGCUAGCUUUUAGAUUUUGAGUUAUGUUCAACUGUCAUGUUGUAUUGCCAUUAGAAGAAUUCACUUGGCACUACUGAAGUUGUCUUGUCUUAUUUUUUUUUUUGUUCAGUUUGUAUUUGAAGAUUUGAGGUUUCUGGUAUAAAGAUAUUUUAGUAUUGUAGUUAUACACCUAUGUUUGUGCCAGUAGUUGAUUUAGUACAACUCAUUCUGGCAUUUUGUUAUAGAAAAGAAAAUCUUUUGGUUUUA